ACAGAAAUAGAAACGCCCACUUCCUUCUUCGUGGUUAUAAAAAUAUACGCCAAAAAAGUGCCAGGAACUUAAUAAAUUAUAGAAGAAAGACGGUGUAUUCGUUUGGUAACUUGCAUUUUCAACCCCACCACGUACACAUCCGACUUGGCCUCCCUGACAGGCUCGGUUGUCCUUCCCAUGAUGCUCUCAGUGUUACUCCUGUAGCAUGAAUCUCAUCUACCCUUCCUGUACACUCGUGCUCACUUCUGUGUCUGUUUGCCUUAUUCACAAGCAACUGUAAAUACACACAAGAGGACGGGAAGAAAUCUGGGGAUAACGCUGCUACCCUGUCUAAAUAUUCGCAUUGUCCACGAAAGGAUUUUGAGAAAUACUCACCCUGAAGGAUGAAUACUAUCAAACAUGUGCCUGCGAGGGUACUGAACCGGAGGUCGGGACAUAGUUUGGAGGCAGAGAGAGAACAGUUUGACAAGCAGCAGGCUGCUAGCAUUAGCAAAGCUAUCACUGCUCAAGAAGCUCCUGUCAAAGAGAAACAUGCACGUAGAAUUAUUCUGGGAACACAUCAUGAAAAGGGUGCCUUUACUUUUUGGUCCUAUGCCAUUGGCCUGCCGUUAUCCAGCAGUCCUAUUCUUAGCUGGAAAUUCUGCCAUGUCCUGCACAAGGUACUGCGUGAUGGUCAUCGAAAUGUCCUUCAAGACUGCGUAAGACACAAGAGCAAUGUCCGAGAUACAGGCAACCUGUGGGGACAUAUGCAUGAUCGAUAUGGACAACUGGUCAAUGUCUACUCGCAACUUCUCUGUAACAAGAUGAGCUUUCAUGCAAAGCAUCCAGACUUCCCAGCAAACCUGGAGGUGACAGACGACGAGCUUGAAAAAGCAGCUGGCACAGAUGUGAAUAACGUCUUCCAGCUUACUGUUGAGAUGUUCGACUAUCAAGAUUGUGAGCUUAAGCUUGCUGAAUCUGUGUUUAAGCAGAUGAACACCUCCAUAGCUUUCUCCCAAACAUCAGCAGGUCAGUGUCGAUUGGCUCCACUGAUUCAGGUGAUCCAAGACUGCAGUCAUCUCUACCACUACUUGGUGAAACUCAUGUUCAAACUACAUUCAUGUCUUCCAGCCGAUACAUUAGAGGGUCACAGAGCUAGGUUUAAUGAACAGUUUCACAGUCUCAAAAACUUUUUUAACCGAACUCGUGACCUGCUGUACUUCAAGCGACUUAUUCAGAUUCCAAGACUGCCUGAGAGCCCACCAAAUUUUCUCAAGGCUUCUGCCCUGGCUGAGCAUGUCAAACCUGUAGUGGUCAUUCCUGAUGAGACACCUGAGGAUGAUGAGCCAGAAAGUCUGAUCGAGAUCAGUAAAGCUCCAGUGGUUGAACAGCAGCAAACACCUGAUAUAUUUGAUCAGACCUUUGGACCACCUAAUGGUUUUGUAAAGGAUGACAGGGAUUUUGAAAUUGAAAACUUAAAAAGAGAAAUUGAAAUACUUCGAGCAGAACUGGAGAAAGUUAAAUCUGAGGCACAGAGAUACAUCACACAACUUAGGACGCAAAUAAACAGCUUGGAGGCAGAACUUGAGGAGCAGCGCAAACAGAAGCAGAAAGCACUAGUCGAUAAUGAACAAUUACGAGAUGAGCUGGAAAAGCUACGGAAACAGAAAGUUGAAACUGAUAGCGUUCAGGCACGGGUCAUUGAAGCUGAAAAGAAAGCCCAAGCAACAGAUGUACGAUACAACAAACUGAAAGAAAAACACAGUGAGCUUAUUGGCACCCAUGCGGAACUGCUGCGAAAGAGUGCUGAUACUGCGAAACAGCUAACUGUGACACAACAGACGCAAGAAGAAGUUGAGAAUACAAAACAGCAGAUGCAGUUUGAGUUGGAUCAGAUUAAACGAGAGUCUGAAAUGAAGCUAGAAGAACAGACAGUUGAGAUGGAAGACCUGAAACGACAACUGGAAACAACCAAAGCAGAGCUAAUAAAUGUGCAGCAGUCUCUUAGUUUUUCUGAACAGUCGGGAUCCAACUUAAAUGCAAGAUUACAUGACCUUCAGAGUGCAAACAUCGAACUGGAGAAAGCAUUAGCAGAGAAGAAAACUGAGUUGUCGUCUGUCAGAAGUGUGUCCCAGGAUAAGGAGUCCUCUCUCCAACAGGACAAGGAGAAGAUCCAGAAAGAAGUUGAGGGGCUGCAGGCCAAACUGAGACAACAGGCUGAACGGGAACAAAACCUUCAGUACAAACAACUUGAUGACCAGUUUAAACUUCUUCAGGGUACAGUGACAGAAGCUGAGAACAUCAUUCAGGAUGCAUUAGCCAGACUGGAUGACCCACUGCAUAUACGUUGCACCAGCUCCCCAGAUUACCUCAUCAGUAGAGCACAAGCUGCUAUUGACUCGAUCGAUUUGCUACAGUGUGGUCACACGCAGUAUAUGAAGAACAAAUCAGAUGCUAGUGGUCUGAUUGCAGCCCUUGCUCAGUUUUCUCACUUGACAGCUGACACUGUUGUGAAUGGUAGUGCUACUUCGCACACAGCAGCUACAGACCAGGCUGACAGAUUAAUGGACUCCUGCAGAACUUGUGGAGAGCAGAGCUUGACUUACCUGAAGGGACUGAAGAAUAAGCAGACGUUAGCACAUUCUGACCCAUCUGCUGUGAGGAAGGCCAUUCUGGACAUCCUUGGUCUUGGAGAGGAACUGAGACCAAAGCUGAUGGAUGUGCGACAGGAAGAGCUGGGUGAUAUGGUUGACAAAGAAAUGGCAGCCACCUCUGCAGCCAUUGAGGAUGCUGUGAGAAGAAUUGAGGACAUGAUGAAACAAACAAGAAAGGAAAGUUCUGGAAUGAAACUUGAAGUAAAUGAACGAAUCUUGAAUUGCUGCACAGACCUGAUGAAGGCGAUUCGGUUGUUGGUAAUGGCUUCGACAGAUUUACAGAAGGAGAUAGUAGAAAGCUCAAGGGGUGCUGCAACACCUAAAGAAUUCUAUGCUAAGAACUCGAGGUGGACAGAAGGAUUGAUCUCUGCUUCAAAAGCAGUUGGAUGGGGAGCAACACAGCUUGUUGAAUCAGCAGAUAAAGUGGUCUUGCAUACUGGAAAAUAUGAGGAGCUAAUUGUGUGUUCCCAUGAGAUUGCUGCCAGCACAGCACAGCUUGUUGCUGCAUCCAAGGUCAAAGCAGAUAAAAACAGCAAUAACUUAACACGGCUGCAGCAGGCUUCCCGGCACGUGAAUGAAAUGACUGCCAAUGUAGUUGCUUCUACAAAGUCUGGGCAGGAUCAAAUUGAAGAGAAAGAUACGAUGGAUUUCUCUGGAAUGUCACUCAUCAAACUUAAGCGGCAGGAGAUGGAAACACAGGUGAAGGUACUAGAACUAGAAAGUAAACUGGAACAAGAGAGACUUCAUCUUGGGGAGCUGAGAAAGAAGCAUUAUGCAAUGGCUGGCAUAUAUGACGGAGUUACUGAUGAAGUAGAAAAAACAGUGUCUGCUCAAAAACCUGGCAUCUUAAAGAAACCACCACUAGCUCAGAAGCCUGCAGUCAUUCUGAAACAAGAUAAUCAGGAAAACAAGAACGAUGGAGUGUAUCGCGCACAUUUGUUCAGAAACUAACCGACCGCUUCCUGUAAUAACGUCACAGACUUAAGUAGCAAUAAAAUGAGCUGCUUGAAGGACUCCUGUUUUACCCCCCUUCCUUUUAUCAUGUUCCUGUCUUUGAAUCAAAACUUGCAAGAUGCAUUAUAUCAACAGACUGAAGUCAAGACCACAGUUAUAAAAACCUGUAAUAUGGUCUAAGCAAUAACUUGGUUAUGAUUACAUUCAUUGUUCUGGAAAAUGCACAAGAAGGGAUGUCAAGAUCGAACAUCAUGCAUUUUGAAGUAGGAUUAUGAACAUGACAAUAGAAACAGCGACUUGUUAAGGAGCAUGAUUUGUAUGUGUGUGUGUUCUCUCCACAACUGUAGCAAACACAUUAAAAAGGCAAUGCAACUACAAAGACCUCCUAAAAGAUAAGAGCACAAUGUAAGGUUUGUUCUCAUUUCUGCUGACUCUGUCAUUACUUUUUAACACUGUAAUUAUACUAGGAUAUUGUGCAAGUUUAAAGAACAUGUUAUAUAUAGCAGACGUUUUAAACAUACCUAAAUGGCUACUGUGUGUUAACUAUCUGUGCUUGUUUCUAUCUAGUAACUGUGAUUUCAUUGGCUCUUUGUAGAGCCAAUGAUUCUCCUUCUCACUGUGUAUUGGCUAACGGCAGACGGGUGGCAGGCCAUCACUGGCCUUGAGGUCAUUUUCUGUUACAUAUUAAAGGGAAUGGGCAGGGAGCUGGUCUACAUAAUGUCAAUUUUCCAUAAAAUAUAAAAACAUAAUUAAUUUCCAUACAUGCUCAUUGUGCAGGGAUCUGUGUAACUUCCUGUAAUGUAAAAUGUGUAACUUCCUGUAAUGUAAAAUGUUUUAACACUAAUUUAAAAUGAAUUUGCCCAUUGCCUGCGGUGCUUAUGGCAACCAUUGAUUCGAAGUAUACUCAUCAGCUUGAGAAAGCUGUGUGCUUUCUCAGUUAGACUGUAUUGCAUGUCUUUGAUCUAGCCACAAAUAGAUCUACGUCAUCCAACAUGGCAUGAAAAACUGUCUGCAUUCUGGAAUGAUGUGACUUGAGAUAAUAUGAGGCAUUCAUCGUGUGCUCAAAAUGGUCACUACUACAUGUAAGCACACAAAAGGACACUUAAGAGUUCAUGUUCUCUAACUUUAAUCACUUACCCAAACCAUGUAAGACUUACCGAUGCUUUCUAUAAGAAUGUAUAAUUUGCAGGUGAGGAAUAGGUUUUUAGCUUAAACACAAUACUGACUUAGAUUUCUAGUAAACUUCAAUAUUAAAAUUGCUGUUUUAAUGGUUCUUUAGAAAUAAUAAAUAUUGUAAUUUUAAAUUAUUUAAAUUUAAUUUUAUUUUCUUGCAUAAAGCUGUUUAAUUGUCUGUAAAGGACUGUAUGCGUAAUUGUGGCAUUCCUUUAAUAACAUUAUUAGCCCUGUCAGGACUUGACGUCUGUAUCCUUUCAUUGAAGAGUGAGAUUGUGAGGACAGUCACCUUGAUGUAGGUGAGUGUAAAGACCUUCUCCUGCGUGUAAGGUACACAGAAACACUGUUGUGCCUUUUUCUCUGUCACUCUCUUUACCAGAAACCAUUGCAGGUUGCCCAUUUUGUGCAUGGUUGACUGCACCGCAGCAUGCACCACCAGCAGGAGCAGGCUGCGAUAUUAUUAUACGCGCAUCCCAUAGUGAACAGCUGAUGGCUGUGCUGAGCCCUCUCUGAAGGCCUUAAGUGUCUACAACACAGGGCCUGGUGUAAACAUUAGGUUCUGAGUGGAACAAAAAGGUGAGGUGAUAGUGUUCUGUUUUCUAGGAAGCAGAUCUGUUCGCACCCAAAUGAUACAUCAUCUGUAUAGAUGCAGGAGGAGUGGCUAUUUGCUUUGUGGCACUUCAUAUCAAAAUUAAAUGAAUUCUACAGCAGCUUGGCACCUCUAGAUUUUAGCUAAUAGUACAGUAAAGGGAAAACCUUAUGGAUCUUCUCAGUAAAGGUUAAAUAAGGUUAACUGCUUAAUCCUUCUGAAUAUAUGUAGCGAGAGCAGUGGUUCAAAUGCGCUCUCUUCUACACUUAAUGCUGCUUGAAUUUUUGCAGGUAAUACCAAUUCCACGUGUGGCCUUUCAGUGACUGCUGAUUAGUGGCUUUGUUAUGUGACUGAGGCACAGUUAAGCAGAUUGUCUAACAGGCCUGUAACCCAGGCUGAAAAGUAAGUAGUAUGUACAGAUAUGUACACACAAGCACUUCCCAUGUUUCAGAAAAAAAAUAUACAAAGAAACAUUAUUGUUCACAGCAUGUAAACUGUUGGGACCUUCAAAACAUACUCUUGUAUGCUUUUGGAGCAUUCCAGUAACUUUAUAUGGCUUAUCCUCAAAUCAGUUUUAGUUAUGUCAUUUAGUAGUUCUGAAUUACUGAAUGGACUUUGAUGAAAAUAGUGCAGACACUUACUAUUAGACAAUUCCAUGGGGACCUACCAUGUGUAAAGUCAAAGAUUUUGUAAAUUUUUAAAGUCACGAUGAAUCUUUAAAUAAGUGGAACAAAACUGAAUCUGUGUAGUCUGUAUACAUUGUUGAUAAUGGGUAUAUGAUGUAUUUAAAAGGGUUGUAUUCUUUUUUUUCUAUAUUUUGUAGAACAAAUACCUUGGGUUUUAAGUAGCUACUGAUAAAUGAGCAAUAAAUGUUUACCAUUAA
Messenger RNA from Protopterus annectens (West African lungfish), 6232 nucleotides. It is a transcript of the gene HIP1R, whose product is annotated as huntingtin interacting protein 1 related. The coding region runs from base 384 to 3584 and encodes 1066 amino acids. The record is from RefSeq and is a predicted model, not a curated record. Gene Ontology annotation, molecular function: actin filament binding; phosphatidylinositol-3,5-bisphosphate binding; phosphatidylinositol-3,4-bisphosphate binding. The transcript is spliced from 32 exons. Gene Ontology annotation, cellular component: actin cortical patch; clathrin-coated vesicle. Gene Ontology annotation, biological process: actin filament organization; clathrin coat assembly; endocytosis. Lineage: Eukaryota; Metazoa; Chordata; Ceratodontiformes; Protopteridae.